Molecule: messenger RNA, 1911 nt
Organism: Orbicella faveolata
Lineage: Eukaryota; Metazoa; Cnidaria; Anthozoa; Scleractinia; Merulinidae
Cellular component (GO): membrane
Source: RefSeq, a predicted model, not a curated record
CUGGAAUAUUGUCAGGAGAACUUGCAUGACCUUUAAAAGUAUUAAUUUCCGGGGAAAACAUCAAGAAAGCGAUGUCUGAUGAGGAACAUCGUCCACUACGGCGGAGUGAAUCCACAUUGACCACAUCGGAAAGAAUAGAUUUCCAACUUGAGCCAACAUCUGUGUUUUCAACCAAAUGGGGCCUUGUUCUGUCAUGUCUUGGAUGCGUUGUUGGAACUGGGAACAUCUGGAGAUUUCCUCGAAUAGUGGCAAACAACAGCGGAGAUAAAGGUGGACUUCAGUUUUUAUUGGUGUGGAUUUUAUUCCUUGGACUGUGGUCAUUACCAGUGAUUCUCAUUGAGUAUUCUGUUGGUCGCUUUACAAGAAAGGCUCCAGUGAAAUCAUUCCGACUACUGCUGGGACCCUGGUCAUUAUGGUGUGGUGGGUGGAUGGUAACCGUUGUUAUUUUUAUCGCGUCAUACUAUUCUGUUGUGGUUGGGUGGUGUUUCUAUUAUCUCUUUCACUCCAUUUUUUAUCAUCUGCCCAAAUCAACGGAAGAAAGCUCUUCAAUUUGGAAUGAACUACAGAGUCAUGAUUGGCUUCCCAUUGUCCUCCUGUUUUUAAGUCUGUUGCUGGCUGGUUUCUCAGUGACAAGAGCAGUGACUUCCAUUGAACGAGUGAACAACGUCAUGAUGCCGCUGUUGCUUCUUGUAUUAUUAGUGUCUUUUUAUUGGUCCCUGACCUUGAAAUAUGCAUCACAUGGAAUCACUUAUCUAUUUACACCUGACUGGGCUGAAUUGGAAAACCUUCGACUGUGGGUGGAUGCUGCUUCUCAAAACGCUUGGGACACUGGCGCUGGAUCAGGGUUGCUUUUGACGUACGCAACUUACAUGUCACGACGAAAUAGUGUUGUCAAGCUAGGAAUUCUUCUUCCAGUUUGUAAUAAUUUAAUCAGCUUGCUGAGCGCCAUAACCCUCUACUCAACGGUCUUUUCAACCAAGGUGGAAGAAGGUGUCAACCAAACAGAAAUCGCGCGGCUGUUAAGAGAGGAUGGCUAUGCCAACACUGGAUUGACAUUUCGUUGGAUGCCCGUUCUCUAUGAGCGGUUGGGAAUCCCCGGCCGAGUUCUGUCGUCGUUAUUUUUCCUUUGUUUGUCUCUGGGUGGUGUAAGCUCACUCGUAGCUAUGAUAGAGCUACCGGUGCAUACGCUGGAAGAAAUGCGAGUUCCUCGAAAGUUUGGCCUCCCUCUAGUGGUUGUUGUGUUGUUCUGUCUUGGUAUACCAUCAGCGCUGGAUUUGAACAUUCUAGUCAAUCAGGACUUUGUGUGGGCUUUUGGUCAAGUCCUUGCUGGGGUAGUUUUAAUAUCUUUACCAAUUCGUUAUGGAGCGUCAAAAUUCCGUGAUGAGUUAGUAAAUCAGUUUGGAUUAGAUGACUGGAAACUUCCACGAAUUUGGGAUUUCCUUGUUAACUUUAUCGAUCCUGUUAUAGCAGUCGCGUUAUUAGUAUCGUUCGUAAUUGACACCGUUCAAGAUGAAUCAAAUAAGUGGUAUACGUUUGUAAGAGAGUCUUUAAUGGCAUGUCUUGUCGAGUGGCUUGUUGUGUUGCUGGUGCUGCUAGUAAUGAACGCCUUGUGGAUGUGUCGUCGUCGAUCUCGAAGAAGAAUUCAUAGAAUUUCAAGUAUUCGUGACGCACAGCGUGAAGUUUACAGUAACGAAGAAAGAUAGUGAUUGUAAUAAUAACUAGAUUAUUUUUAUCAGAAAGUUACUUAUAGCAUGGCUUUAGAUAACGUAUUAGAUUUGGAUUUUUAAUUUAUUUGCGUAACUUAUAGAAAGAAAGGUCUGUGUUCGAGCCCAGUCCCAGUGGCCCAUCAGGCCGGCGCAUAUCUCCAGAGUCCGUAGCAUGAAGCGACUAGGAGUAUUUCUACUCCCCCCU